Molecule: messenger RNA, 1653 nt
Organism: Plodia interpunctella (Indianmeal moth)
Lineage: Eukaryota; Metazoa; Arthropoda; Insecta; Lepidoptera; Pyralidae
Gene: parvin
Product: parvin
Exons: 8
Coding region: 151-1263 (370 amino acids)
Biological process (GO): cell projection assembly; actin cytoskeleton organization; substrate adhesion-dependent cell spreading
Cellular component (GO): actin cytoskeleton; focal adhesion; cytoplasm
Molecular function (GO): actin binding
Source: RefSeq, a predicted model, not a curated record
GUGGUUGUGGUAGGUAUGUGUACUUGGUAGGUACCACCUACCUAUAUUUUGUUUCAUGUGAGUGGCAGUAUUUGUUAUAGUUCCCUGGCUGGAUUUUCCCGUGUCAAAUAGAAUUAAUUUAUAAAAUUCAACGCCAGCAUCUGUACAAAGAUGUCAUCACCACGCCCUAAAUCUCCUCGUACUCCUGUUUUGUCCAAAAAAGACGAGAAAGAAGAAUCAAUAUGGGAUAAACUUGGCACUAUUGGACGCAAGAAACGCAUAAAGGAAGUUCAGGAAGUACAAGCUGAGGGCAAGCAUGCUAUAGAUUCUCCUGGUAGUCCCACCGCACCAGAAGUACCUCCUGAGGAGUAUAGUCUGUUGGAAAAUGAAGAAAGGGCGAUUAUUGAUCCAAAAUCCCAUGAAGAUCCCAAAGUGAAGGAACUGAAACAAGUUCUUAUUGACUGGAUCAAUGAUGAGUUAGCCAUGCAAAGGAUUAUUGUCAAAGACAUUGAAGAAGAUCUUUAUGACGGCCAGGUCCUGCAAAAGCUCUUGGAAAAAUUGACAAAAACUAAAUUAGAUGUACCUGAGGUCACUCAGUCUGAAGAAGGACAAAGACAAAAACUGGCAGUAGUUUUGAGAGCUGUCAACAAGGUGCUGUUUGGAUCUACAAAGCCUGCUCAAAAAUGGAAUGUGGAUUCUAUUCAUUCUAAAAGUGUUGUGUCUAUAUUACAUUUAUUGGUGGCUUUAGCUCGUCAUUUCCGUGCUCCUAUACGUCUACCCGAAAAUGUUAAGGUUGCAGUAGUAGUUGUGAAGAAGGAGAAUAGCCAGGGCAUGCAAUUGUCACAUAGAAGUUACAUGGAAGACAUAACUACCACUUAUGAUGACCUUGGAAUGAAGUGUGAAAGGGAUGCCUUUGAUGCUCUCUUCGAUCAUGCUCCUGACAAGUUACAAGUAGUGAAAAAGUCCUUGAUAACUUUUGUCAACAAGCAUUUGAGUAAGGUAUAUUUGGAAGUCACAGAUCUGGAUACUCAGUUCCACGAUGGAGUUUAUCUGUGCCUUCUGAUGGGUUUACUGGAAGGAUUCUUUGUUCCACUUUACGAUUUCCACCUUACACCACAGAAUUUUGAUCAGAAAGUUCAUAAUGUGUCAUUUGCCUUUGAACUCAUGCAAGAUGUUGGACUUGCAAAGCCGAAGGCUAGGCCUGAAGACAUUGUCAAUCUGGAUCUGAAGUCAACUCUGCGUGUGCUGUAUAAUUUGUUUACUAAAUAUAAAAACAUGCCAUGAAAUUAAAUAUUUAAAGUAGCCAUUUAUUCUGGCUUUAACCCAUAGGAUAGGGCAAAAGGUUUUAACAUAGACAUAGGAAAUGUCCAACUGCCCGACAUGUGUGAUAUCUCGGACAUGUAUUGGCAGUAUUGGGUGCAGUAUUUGGGCAUCAUAUUGCCCACUUUUCAUCUGGUUUUCUCUUCACCUACUGGCAUUGUGUCUUUACGGCAUGCCAUGGCUUAUGUAAAUGCAUAAGAUAUGGUGAAAGUUGGAGCGUUGGCUCUUAUUGUUUUUCUAACUGUGUUCAUUUGUUAUACAUAGAAUUUAUUUAACUUUAUUAAUCCAUAAUCAAAUAUUUACUAAAUGUUUGUGCCUUAUAUUUGUAACAUAAGUAAAUAAUUACUAACGCUA